CUAUCAUUAUACAUUGCACCCAGGUCAUUGUCCGUGCGCUGAGAAAUAAACGUUUUUCCCUAUCAAUCUGCGUAUUGGUCCGCUUAUAUAAGCAAGCAGCUUUAUAACCAUAGCUUGGUUCAUUUUCUACUAGUUUGUCCCUUCGUCGUCUUGCUCGUCGUCCGAACCCUUUGGUAGGAAAGACAUCCACAAAAAAAUAAAACAUAAAACACAAACACAAAAAUGCCAUCGCCCAUGGCUCUCAAUCCGCCGUCGCCGUCACCCUCGAUAUUCAAGAAAAAGUCGCUGAGCUCGCUCCCAUCCAUGGCAACCGCAGCGUCUUACCUUUCCGCCGUAUCAGAGGCAGAUGCACGCGCUCGACACCACGAAGUCUCCCCGACAUCGACCCCUGCGUUGUCCAUGUCUUCCUCUGUCACAUCCUCUUCAGAAGACACCGUUCUCCACGAGAACGAUCUCGACGACAGCGGCCUUGCCUAUCCCCUCACGCCCCCAACCUCUGAGCAGGUAUUUACCACCGUUCAUACAGAGUUCGGCCAUUGCGCCAACGAAAGUUUCCGUUAUGCCUCCCAACAUACUCCCGAAUCAACGCUUGAAACACACUACGAGGACCCGCCCUAUUAUAUUUUCAUUACCACAUAUAUGAGCUACCUCAUGCUCCUCUGUCUCGGACACAUCCGUGACUUCUUUGGUAAACGUUUCCAACCACGAUACUUCAAACAUCUUAUGCCCUACGAUGGUUAUGCGCCCUUAAAUUCUGACUUCGAUUCCUUCUAUACCAGACGGCUCAAACGCCGAAUGGACGAGUGUUUCUUCCAGCCCGUCACUGGCGUUGCCGGUCGCACAAUUGCCAUCCUAGACCGCUACUCUCUUGAUUUUAAUGAAUCGUACUUAUACAGUGGUUCCAAGACCCGUGCCCUCAACAUUUCAUCAUAUAAUUAUCUCGGAUUCGCACAAGCCCGUGGAGGCUGUGCUGAUGCGGUGGAAGAGUCUCUCCGGCGGUACGGUGUUUCUACAUGCGGAACGCGCCUCGAGAGUGGGACGAGCGAGCUUCACGUUAUCGGCGAGGCACUGGUGGCUAGAUUCAUCGGCAUGGAGGAUUCAUUGAUCAGCUCCAUGGGAUUCGCGACCAACUCUACCUUCAUUCCUGCACUCGUUGGCAAAGGCUGUCUCGUCAUUUCUGACGAACUUAACCACGCUUCGAUCCGAGUAGGAGUACGCUUGAGUGGAGCACAGGUCCGGAUGUUCAAGCACAAUGAUAUGGAAGCUUUGGAAUCACUGCUACGAGAGGUUAUCAGUCAAGGCCAGCCCAAGACUCACCGACCCUGGAAGAAGAUUUUGCUCAUCGUAGAAGGCCUGUACAGUAUGGAAGGUACACUCGUUAAUUUGCCUGCAAUCAUUGAGCUGAAGAAGAAGUACAAGUUUUACCUCUUCGUCGACGAGGCUCACUCUAUUGGUGCCUUAGGCCCGCACGGCCGUGGGAUUACCGACUACUUUAACAUCAACCCACGUUCGGUCGAUAUCCUCAUGGGUACUUUCACCAAGUCAUUUGGUGCAGCUGGUGGUUACAUCGCUGGUCCUAAAGUCCUUAUUGAUGCUCUUCGCGUACGAGGCCACUCUGGCGCGUAUGCAGAAGCUAUGACUCCUUCGGUCCUGACCCAAGUUAUCGCCAGUAUGGCUAGCAUCAUGGGUGUUGCCCCUCCUCCACCUUCCACCAAAAGCGCGUUGACACUCUCGCCUUCUUCCUCGACGGCCACCCUCAGAGCUUCCGACUCGGAGGAACAUCCCGGUCUCGCCCCUGCCUCUGCUCUCCCGUCAUGGCUGUCACUUCCCCUUGCUCUUCGCGAUGGUUCUGAGGGCCACUCACGCCUGCGUCGCCUUGCCUUCAACUCUCGUUAUCUCCAUUGUGGCCUGAAAAAGCUUGGGUUCAUCACUUACGGUCACCCCAAUUCUCCCAUUGUCCCUCUCCUCGUCUUCAACCCUGGUAAGAUGCCCGUCUUUGCAAGGCUCAUGCGCACACGACAAACGCCCAUCGUUGUGGUCGUCGUCGCCUACCCGGCAACUCCUCUCGUGACAAGUCGAGUGCGAUUCUGCGUGAGCGCUUCGCAUACCAAAGAAGAUAUCGAUGUGAUAUUGAGAGCGUGUGAUGAGUUUGGAGAUUUGCUCGACUUGAAACAUGCAUCUGGAGAGAGAUGGCCAUUGGAGGAAAUUAUGAAGAGAAGCGUGGAGCUGGUGAAUAUGCCAUAGAGGGUAACUGGGCGUUCGGGGAGGGAUUUGGAGAUGUGAGAUGUAAUGGAAAGUGGAGAAAUGAAGAAUAUAUUAUAGCGCGCUGCGUUUUGAGUACUGCAGUGCAUUCAUAUACCUACUUACAGAUUCGAAAUGCGUUUGCAUGUUGGGCUUUUUCAGACUUUGGGAGGACGGGCUGUCUUUCUUUCUAUAGAUUUAGGUAGUUUUCUUCGCCUUGUUUGCACGAACAAGGCAGGACUUAUACAUUCGUUUGCACAUAAUUUAAUGUCCUUGUUAUUGUGGAUUUGUCUGCCUUGAUUCUUGUGGUAUGCGAGUGUUAGCUUUCGACCUUG
Serpula lacrymans var. lacrymans S7.9 is the source of this 2576-nucleotide messenger RNA. RefSeq lists its product as uncharacterized. The coding region runs from base 223 to 2244 and encodes 673 amino acids. The record is from RefSeq and is a predicted model, not a curated record. Gene Ontology annotation, cellular component: serine palmitoyltransferase complex. The transcript is spliced from 3 exons. Gene Ontology annotation, biological process: ceramide biosynthetic process; sphingosine biosynthetic process. Gene Ontology annotation, molecular function: pyridoxal phosphate binding; serine C-palmitoyltransferase activity. Lineage: Eukaryota; Fungi; Basidiomycota; Agaricomycetes; Boletales; Serpulaceae.